ACAACUAAGGCGCCCAGGUUAUGGAGAUGUACAUGCUGUCAACGUUAGGGAAAUGAUAUUCAUCAUGAUUUAUGUCUCAUUUGACAUGGUUCUUGGUGCUUAUCUGAUUGGUAACAUGACAGCAUUAAUUGUGAAAGGAUCAAAAACAGAAAAGUUUAGAGAUAAAAUGACAGAUCUGAUCAAAUAUUUGAACAGAAACAAACUUGGCAAGGAUAUCCGUAAUCAGAUCAAAGGCCACUUGAGGUUACAGUUUGAGAGCAGUUACACUGAGGCUGCUGUUCUUCAGGACAUCCCAGUGUCUAUUCGCGCCAAGAUUUCACACAAGAUAUACAAGCCGUUCAUUGAAAAGGUUUCUCUUUUUAAAGGAUGCUCUACAGAAUUCAUCAAUCAGAUUGUAAUCAAGCUCCAUGAAGAACUUUUUCUCCCGGGUGAAGUAAUUACGGAACAGGGCAGUGUAGGGGAUCAACUUUAUUUCGUCUGUCACGGUGUGCUGGAGUUGGUAGGCAUAGGGGAAGACGGAUUAGAGGAGACUAUUUCACUUCUGCACCCUCAUAGAUCAUUUGGGGAACUUUCUAUUCUUUGCAACAUUCCGCAACCUUAUACAGUUCAAGUUCGGGAACUUUGUAGGCUCCUGCGGAUUGAUAAACAAUCUUUCACAAAUAUUCUACAAAUAUAUUGUUUUGAUGGUAGGACAAUUUUUGCCAACCUUCUAGAGGGAAAGGAAUCCAAUUUUCGGAUAAAGCAGUUGGAAUCUGACAUCGCACUUUAUAUUGGAAAACAAGAAGCUGAGCUUGCGUUGAGGGUGAACAAUGCUGCUUAUCAGGGAGACUUAUACCAACUAAAAAAUUUGAUCCAAGCAGGAGCAGAUCCAAAUAAGAUAGAUUAUGAUGGAAGAUCACCCUUGCAUCUUGCCGCAUCAAGAGGCUAUGAAGAUAUCACAAAUUUCCUUAUCCAAAAAGGUGUGGAUUUCAACAUUUCAGAUAAGUUUGGAAAUACACCUCUACUUGAAGCCAUCAAGAAUGGGCAUGACCGGGUGGCAUCUUUACUAGUUAAAGAAGGAGCAUCCUUAAACAUUGAUAAUGUUGGAAGCUAUCUGUGCAAUGUUGUUAUAAGGGGUGAUUCAGAUUUCUUGAAAAGAUUAUUGGCCAAUGGCAUUGAUCCAAACUCUAAAGACUAUGAUCACCGAACACCACUCCAUGUAGCUGCUGCAGAAGGUUUAUAUUUGAUGGCAAAAAUUCUGAUAGAAGCUGGUGCAAAUGUUCUCUCAAAGGACAGAUGGGGACACACUCCACUUGCUGAAGGCCAUAUGUGUGGCAACAAGAAUUUGAUCGUGCUACUGGAAGGCGCAAAGUCUGUCCAGUUGUCUAAAAACCCUGAAUACUCUCAAGAAGUUCGAGAUAAAAAGCAUGCACAUGGGAAAUGCACAGUGUUUCCCUACCACCCAUGGGAUUCCAAGGAUAAGAGAAAAGGGAUUGUUCUGUGGAUUCCACGAACCAUAGAGGAGCUCAUCAAGAUGGCAGCAGAGCAAUUAAAAUGUUCGGCGGAUUCCUGCAUUUUAUCAGAAGACGGGGGUAGAAUCCUUGAUGUGAACAUGAUUAAUGAUGGUCAGAAGCUGUACUUGAUCUGUGAAACUCAGUAAACAUGAUGAAGAAUUUGCCUGUUACCAUUUGA
This is a messenger RNA of Macadamia integrifolia, 1671 nucleotides long. Its product is annotated as potassium channel SKOR-like. Bases 53 to 1639 code for a protein of 528 amino acids. The record is from RefSeq and is a predicted model, not a curated record. Gene Ontology annotation, molecular function: voltage-gated potassium channel activity; protein binding. NCBI's taxonomy places the organism in Eukaryota, Viridiplantae, Streptophyta, Magnoliopsida, Proteales, Proteaceae. Gene Ontology annotation, biological process: potassium ion transport. The transcript is spliced from 10 exons.